AUGGCCCAAGUAGCAGUGUCUGCCGUGCCCACAGGAGAUGAGGCGUCCUCGGAGAGCAGGAUGGUGGUGACGUUCCUCGUGUCUGCUCUUGAGUCAAUGUGCCAAGAACUGGCCAAGUCCAAAGCCGAGGUGGCCUGCAUCGCAAUGUACGAAACAGACGUGUUCAUCGUUGGGACCGAGAAAGGACGUGCCUUCUUCAACGCCAGGACUGAUUUUCAGAAAGAUUUUGCCAAAUACUGCAUUGCUGAAGAGUUACAGGAGAUGAAACCUUCAUUCCCUGAAAAUGGGCUGCAGGCUGACUCAGAAGAGACAGAAAUCCUCCGAAAAGCAGUCGAGAACUAUUUCUGCCUUAGUUACGGUAAAGCCUUGGGUACAACAACAGUGGUACCUGUUCCGUAUGAGAAGAUGCUGAAAGACCAGUCGGCUGUGGUCGUGCAGGGGCUUCCUGAAGGAGUGGCCUUUAAACACCCUCAGAACUAUGAUCUUGCAACCCUGAAAUGGAUUUUGGAGAACAAAGCAGGGAUUUCUUUCAUCAUAAGCAGGCAUUUCCAGGACCCAGUAGAUCAGCCAGGUCAUCACAUGGAAGUAGCAGGUACCGGAAGAACAGCCCAGUCACCAAGUGAAAGUUGCGACCCCAACAGAGUGAAAGCGGAGCCCAUGGAUGAUUCUGGAACUUCACCUAAAGCAGUGGAUGCAUCGGUCAAGAAAGAAUCCGAAGAUCCUAAUUACUAUCAAUAUUAUUUUCAAGCACACCAUCAUUCUUCCUCAAGCAGGGAAAUGGUAGACAUGGAACUGCCAAUGGAAGAUUCUACUGAGCUCGUCCCUUCAGAGCCCCAUGAAGACGCUGAAACAGAGGUGAAGACGGAAGGAAACACAAAUUCAUCCGGUGUUGCAAAUUCUGCAGCAGGUGUGGAGGAUCUCAACAUCGUUCAGGUGACAGUUCCAGAUAAUGAGAAGAAAAGAUUAUCGAGUGCUGAAAAGAUUAAACAGCUAAGAGAACAAGUCAAUGAGCUCUUUAGCCGAAAAUUUGGUGAGGCAAUUGGAGUGGAUUUUCCUGUGAAGGUUCCCUACAGGAAAAUCACCUUCAACCCGGGCUGCGUGGUGGUGGACGGCAUGCCCCCGGGAGUGGUUUUCAAAGCCCCCGGCUACCUGGAAAUCAGCUCAAUGAGGAGGAUUUUGGAUGCUGCAGAGUUUAUCAAGUUCACUGUCAUCCGACCACUUCCGGGAGUCGAACUUAAUAACGUGGGAAAGCGGAAGAUAGACCAAGAGGGCCGUAUGUUCCAAGAAAAGUGGGAGCGAGCAUACUUCUUCGUGGAAGUGCAGAAUAUCCCUACCUGUUUAAUCUGUAAGCAGAGCAUGUCCGUGUCCAAAGAGUACAACCUGAGACGCCAUUACCAAACCAACCACAGCAAGCACUUCGACCAGUACACCGAAAAGAUGCGCGACGAGAAGCUUCACGAACUCAAGAAGGGACUCACCGAAUACCUCUUAGGAUCAGAAACGGUGAGUGUGGAGCAAAACCAAGGAUUUGCCAACGUGAGCCUGCCCGAAAGCACUGCCGUACAGCCCGUGGAAGACGUGGCUUGGAAUUUAUGGGAGAAGUUGCGUGAGAAAAUCAAAUCAUUUGUGGCCUAUUCUAUCGCCAUCAAUGAGAUCACAGACACAAACAACACCGUCCAGUUGGCCAUCUUCAUCCGUGGUGUCGAUGAGAACUUCGAUGUGUCUGAAGAACUUUUGGAUACGGUGCCCAUGACAGGUACCAAAUCAGGGAAUGAGAUAUUUUUACGUGUGGAGAAAAGUCUGAAGAAGUUUAACAUAGACUGGUCGAAAUUAGUAAGCGUGGCCUCUACUGGUACGCCUGCCAUGGUCAAUGUAAAUGAUGGGCUGGUCACAAAACUGAAGUCCAAGGUGGCCAUGACCUGCAAGGGCGCCGAUCUUAAGUCCGUCUGUUGCAUCCUCCACCAGGAAUCACUCUGUGCUCAGAAGUUGAAGAUGGAUCACAUCAUGGACGUGGUGGUAAGCACUGUGAACUGGAUAUGCUCCCGUGGACUGAACCACAGGGAGUUCACGACGUUGCUUUAUGAACUGGACAACCAAUAUGGCAGCCUCUUAUACUACACAGAGAUCAAGUGGCUAAGUCGUGGGUUGGUGCUGAAGAGAUUUUUUGAAUCCUUGAAAGAAAUUGACUCAUUCAUGGCAUCCAAAGGGAAGCCUGUGCCUCAGCUGAGCUCUCAAGAUUGGAUCAAAGACUUGGCUUUUUUGGUGGACAUGACAAUGCAUGUGAACACUCUGAACAUCUCUCUCCAAGGACAUUCGCUAAUCGUUACGCAAAUGUAUGACUUGAUCCGGGCAUUCCUAGCAAAACUGUGCCUUUGGGAAACUCACCUGACAAGAAACAACUUGGCCCACUUCCCCACCCUGAAAUCCGUUUCCAGCAAUGACAGCGAUGGCCUGAACUACAUCCCCAAAAUUGCAGAAUUAAAGACAGAGUUUCAGACACGGCUGUCUGACUUCAAGCUCUAUGAAAACGAGCUGACCCUGUUCAGCUCUCCUUUCUCCAUAGAGAUCGACCGAGUGCAGGAAGAACUUCAGAUGGAGAUGAUUGAUCUGCAGUACAACACAGUUCUGAAAGCCAAGUACGACAAGGUGGGGAUUCCAGAGUUCUACAAACACCUCUGGAGCAGCUACCCGAAAUAUAAACACCACUGUGCCAAGAUGCUCUCCAUGUUCGGCAGCACCUACAUCUGCGAACAGCUGUUUUCUAUCAUGAAACUGAGUAAAACCAAGUAUCACUCCCAGCUGAAGAGUUCAGAGUGGGACUCUGUUCUGCACAUCACAACGUGA
Molecule: messenger RNA, 2844 nt
Organism: Chrysochloris asiatica (Cape golden mole)
Lineage: Eukaryota; Metazoa; Chordata; Mammalia; Afrosoricida; Chrysochloridae
Product: general transcription factor II-I repeat domain-containing protein 2-like
Exons: 15
Coding region: 1-2844 (947 amino acids)
Cellular component (GO): nucleus
Source: RefSeq, a predicted model, not a curated record